AUGUUGUUAACACCCACCCAACUCGCGGUAACGACGCGGACGUCGGCCAAUUGGAACGAGGCCAAGCGUCGAGUUAUUCAUUCUUAUCGAGAAUGGAUACGAGCAGCACCUAAGAUUCAAUCCAUGUACUCGGUUCCGUUUCCGGUAUCUACCAUCCGCACGCGAAUGCGACAAGAAUUCGAACGGCAUAGAUACGUGAACAAGCUACCAGUAGUCGAUAUGCUCCUCAUACAGAACAAUGCAGAGUACCAGGAAACGAUGAACUUCUGGAAGCAGACUAAUCAUGUCAUGUCAUACUUCCCCGAGGAGAACUUCCGAGGAGCCGACAGAUUGCCGAACAACUUCAUGAAGGGUUUCCUAGAGGCAAGUUUCUAUCUCGGUGCCCUUGAUGCGAGAGGUUCUUAG
Messenger RNA from Annulohypoxylon truncatum, 405 nucleotides. RefSeq names its product NADH dehydrogenase, alpha subcomplex, subunit 6. Gene Ontology annotation, biological process: response to oxidative stress. The transcript is spliced from 4 exons. The record is from RefSeq and is a predicted model, not a curated record. Bases 1 to 405 code for a protein of 134 amino acids. Lineage: Eukaryota; Fungi; Ascomycota; Sordariomycetes; Xylariales; Hypoxylaceae.